This is a messenger RNA of Phytophthora infestans T30-4, 663 nucleotides long. RefSeq lists its product as uncharacterized. The record is from RefSeq and is a predicted model, not a curated record. NCBI's taxonomy places the organism in Eukaryota, Oomycota, Peronosporomycetes, Peronosporales, Peronosporaceae. The transcript has a single exon. The coding region runs from base 63 to 581 and encodes 172 amino acids.
GCCAUCUACCAAACAAGUGUAUUUGCCAAGAACACAGGGCGGCAGCAAUACAAAACUGGAUCAUGCAAAACUUCUCCGAGUGGAUGACCGCAUUACAACAUAGCCCUCCGUCCUCGUACGCCGAGACCGACAUAUCAGACAGCGAAUCAGACAGCUCCAGCUGCAACGACUGCCAGUGCAAUCUCAAGUCCAAGCGCAAAUUCGUAACCAAAGACGCUCAGCGCGUUUGGGUGCGUACGGCGCCCAUCAGCAUUCCGUCCAACGGCCGCCGGGAGCGCCACCCGCACCUGUGCAAAAGCGUUGUUGAGAGCCCAGACUUGUCCUACCACGCUGACAUGCGUCUGCUUCGCGCCGGUCGUUACCUGCACGAGGACGAGGACAAUCAGGACGAGCUGGACGAGGACGAUCCUGCCUUCUACGGCAACUUGGCCUUCUUCCGAUCCCAGUACGGUGCCUCACAAACCCGCGUGGUCAAGUAUAGCGCGCACUCGUCCAAGUCGCUCACAACUGUUGUAGUACCGGCCUCCCCGACUGGCGUGGACGACCGCGACGACGACGACAUCUUCGCCAUGGAAUUGUAAGCUUCGUGCAUUAGGAACUGUCUAUUUAUUGGCCCGCACACAACAUAAAUGCGAACAUGUAAUUUAUCCACCAACGAACAUU